Nymphaea colorata (pocket water lily) is the source of this 1434-nucleotide messenger RNA. RefSeq names its product arogenate dehydratase 1-like. Gene Ontology annotation, molecular function: chorismate mutase activity; arogenate dehydratase activity; prephenate dehydratase activity. Gene Ontology annotation, cellular component: chloroplast; cytoplasm. NCBI's taxonomy places the organism in Eukaryota, Viridiplantae, Streptophyta, Magnoliopsida, Nymphaeales, Nymphaeaceae. The transcript has a single exon. Bases 89 to 1204 code for a protein of 371 amino acids. The record is from RefSeq and is a predicted model, not a curated record. Gene Ontology annotation, biological process: L-phenylalanine biosynthetic process.
UACCAGCAUCUCGCAUCCAAGCCCCUCCAAAGUUUGGUUGGUAGCUUACAGCGAGAACAUCCGACCUGGUGUUCCUCUGAGCUGCACCAUGGCCCUCCCUCUGCCAUUCAUGACAAGCGGCCCUGCAAGUUCCACCAAACUGGAGAGGUUUCAGGUAUCACCAUCUUCUCCUGCAGAGAGGAUCCGAUGCUCUAGCUUUGCUGCUCAAACCAGAAACAUCCAUAUCGAUCGAAAGCAGAGCAUCGGGAUAGAGCUCUUAGGCCGAGAAGAAAUAGAAGAAAUUCUAUUGAAAACCCGUGUGACUGAUCAGCAGGAUAGCACAGGGCUUAGAAUUGCUUACCAAGGAGUAGCUGGUGCGUACAGCGAGGCUGCAGCAAAGUUGGCCUGCAUAGACUGUGUUCCUAUUCCAUGUAGGUCUAUUGCAGCUGCUGUUGGGGCAGUUGAGAACGGGAAAGCAGACCAUGCCAUUGUGCCUGUGGAGAGCACGAUGGAGGGGAACAAGGUUCGAAAUUAUGAACUUUUACUAGAGAAAGGUUUGUACAUCACCCAAGAGAUAAAUUUAUUUGUGCACUACUGCUUGCUCGCAAUUCCAGGGGUGAAAAAGAGACAUGUUAAGAAGGUGAUGAGCCACCCGCUUGCACUAGCUCAUUGCAGCCAGGGCCUAGCAAGGCUUGGCCUAUCUGCUUCACAGGAAGCUGUUGAUGAUACUGCAGGCGCUGUUGAGAUGCUGCUCUCACAAAACAUGCUUGAUACAGCAGCCAUAGCCAGUCCACGAGCUGCUGAUCUCUACCGCCUGCAAGUCCUCGCACAGGGCCUGCAAGAUGAAUCAUGGAAUGUGACAAGGUUCUUGAUUGUAUCCAACAGCCAAACGAAAGUUAAGAAGAAAAAUACCCCAAAGACCAGCAUGGUCAUCACUCACCAAGGUGGUUUGCAACCAUUGCUGCGGGUUCUCUCAGCAUUCUCAUCACGAAAUAUCAAUCUGGCAAAGCUUGAAGUUAAGAAUUUCACAGCAGAACCUGUUAGAAUCUUGGAUGUUCGUGAUGGUUCGACUAAGGCCUUUCAACAUGUUUUCUAUGUUGAUUUUGAAGGAACUAUAGAUGACCCAAAGGUGAAGGAUGCAGUGGCUGAAAUUUCAAGCUUCUCCACAUUUACCAGGACCCUGGGCUGUUAUGCCUCAGAUUCCAAAAUCUAUGACCUACAUUGACACCUGCAUUGACGUCAUAAAUUCCUUCUGAUACUAAAGAGACAACUUCAAGGAUGGGAGAAAAGUGGACAUGAUAUUUGUAGAGUUUCAUCAGAUGCUAUCCAUUAAUAAGAGUUGCAAAGAGCUUUGACGUAUCUGUAAGUUGUAUAAAGAUGUAAAAAAUGCUGAUGUAAAACUAGUGCUCAUAUUUAUCAAUUGCCAUGCUUACCCCUUUUGUUUUGAUAGUAAAA